Molecule: messenger RNA, 847 nt
Organism: Prorocentrum cordatum
Lineage: Eukaryota; Dinophyceae; Prorocentrales; Prorocentraceae
Source: the annotation of a GenBank genome assembly
AGGAGCGAAUCCUGAUGCUGUCGCACAUCGAUGCGCAGGAGCAGAUCGAGGACCUCCGCAAGCGCCUCAGCAGGAGAGACCCUGAGGCUCCUGCUGCCGCGGGGGCGGCGGCGUGCCGCCCGCUCCGCCGGCGCCCCGCCGCCGCACGAGCCCGCCGCCGCCCCGCGGGCCGCCAGAGGUGUGCGCUGCUCGGCGGCGGCGCCGCCGUAUGGCACGACGUUGGGCCUUACGCCGCCGGGCGGACGCCGCCCGUGGCCCGAACCGCCGCCGCGGGCCUGCGCCGCCCCCGCCUCUGCGCGUGCGUCUACACGCGGUCUCGGACGGCGUCGGUUGCACCGACCUCUGGACGGGCUCUGGAAGCUCAGUCGGUUCACCCACGGGGGCGCGAAUGUUGCCGCGCUUCGCGCUUCGGGGCCUGGCUGGACAGGUGCCCUUCACGUGUGCGUCGCGAGUGCUCCAGGAUCUGUAAGCCGAGCCAUGCGCUUUUGCUGCUCUUUGCGGAGCGCGAGCGGCGUUGUCAGGCGACCCAGCUCCUCUCACGUCGUCCUCCUCGCGCAGCCGCGGCUCCCGAGCGCCGAGUGCGACGAGAGCCCGCGGGCGCCUCCAGCUCGCGUCGACAUAGUCGUGGUCCAGCAGGGGGUCUCCGGUCCGCCGAGACGGGUGCAGCCAGGAUCCGGGAGGCUUCCGUGCAGAGGCGCGGUUUCAGUUUCUGUCUAAUUUACGGUAGUUCAGUGCCAAUGUCUUUUUUUGCGGGCGUGGGGCAUGUGCUCUGCCACCUCACUCAUUAAUUUGCCAGCCCGGCGGUUGCCGUGCGCGGGCAGACGCGCUCGUCGAAGGCAUGGAGCCA